UAGAAGCGGAAGAAGAAAAAAAAAGAUGCAAUAAAACAAUAAAACCAAGUUGAAAAAUGGCAUCUUCCGCAUCUUUAAAGAUUUUAAGUUGGUUUAUAAUUUUAAGUUUUAAUUAUAUUGCAGCCGAAUUACCAAGUAUAUCUGAAGACGACGAGUCCUACAGUGAUAAUUCUGGAGAUCUAAACCCCAAUUCUUUGGAAAGAUCUCAUAAAACGAGUAACUCACAACAUACCCAGUUAAAAAGUUUUAAGUGCUAUUCGUGUGAUCCACCAGACUGUUCACAUGAAACAAUUUGUCAUAACGCAGUGCAGUGUUGGAAAUCUAGAGUUCGAGAAAGUUCCGGUGUUGAAACUGUAUCAAGGGGCUGCACCACUAAAUCAGAACAAGUGAUUUUCAUGUGCAAGACGCCAUCUUUUACUGCUUAUCAUAAAAGACAGGCGAGUGGAUUAUAUCAAGUAGACUGCUGCGAAGGAAACUUCUGUAAUAACGGAAGCUUUCCAGAACUACCUCCUGUAUAUAAAGAAGCAUACACUCCAUAUUCUGAAUCAUUUAUAUUUGCACUUAAAAUGGUGGCUGCUAUUUUAGGACCGGUAGUUGUUCUUGGUGUAAUUGCAUUGUUAGUUUUAUAUUUCUUGAAGAAAAUUCAUCAAAACAGACUAUUCAUGGAGAGCAGAAUGGACCCAGAACAAUAUUAUGUAACGGAUGAUUUAUUAAGAGCUACAGCUGCUGGAGACAGUACUUUAAGGGAAUAUUUAGAGCAGUCCAUGACUUCUGGUAGUGGAUCGGGAUUGCCUCUGUUAAUUCAAAGGACAAUGGCCAAACAAAUAUCGUUAGUGGAAUGCAUAGGGAAAGGAAGAUACGGCGAAGUAUGGAAAGGGGUGUGGCAUGGGGAGAAUAUCGCUGUAAAAAUAUUCUUUUCUCGAGACGAAGCCAGCUGGAAUAGAGAGACUGAAAUUUAUAGCACAAUCUUAUUACGCCACGAAAAUAUACUUGGAUAUAUUGGUUCGGAUAUGACGUCGCGUAACUCUUGCACUCAGCUGUGGCUUAUCACCCAUUACCACUCCUUGGGAAGUUUGUACGAUUAUUUGAACCAUACGACUCUCAGUCAUCAGCAACUAAUGAAAAUUUGUUUAUCGAUAGCCAAUGGCCUGGUGCAUUUACAUACAGAAAUUUUUGGUACUCAAGGCAAACCAGCUAUCGCACACAGGGAUAUAAAGAGCAAGAAUAUAUUAGUGAAACGAAAUGGAACGUGCUGCAUUGCUGAUUUUGGAUUGGCUGUCACCCAUACGCAGACCACUGAUAAGCUUGAUAUUGGCAAUAAUCCACGUGUUGGCACCAAACGGUAUAUGGCCCCAGAAGUCUUGGACGAAACAAUCCGCAUGGAUUACUUCGAUUCGUUUAGACGUGCAGAUAUUUAUGCCUUUGGUUUAGUUCUAUGGGAAGUAUGUCGUAGAACUGUAAGCAACGGCAUAGCGGAGGAGUGCAAACCUCCGUUUUAUGAUGUAGUGCCCAGCGAUCCUAGUUUCGAUGAUAUGCGAAAGGUUGUUUCCAUCGAUCAGCAAAGGCCGAGUAUGCCAAAUCGUUGGACAAGCGAUCCAGUUCUAAGCGGAAUGGCAAAACUAGUAAAGGAGUGCUGGCAUCAUAAUCCAAACGUGCGAUUGCCUGCGCUUAGAAUUAAGAAAUCUCUUAUUAAAUUAGCUAGCUUAGACAAUAUUGUGAUUUUGGAGGACGUUGAAGUAUGUGUCUGAGAAAUAUAAAUCAUGAUUCAUAAGAUAUUUUUUGUUGGAGGUGUUGUAACAACGAUUUGAAAUACUUGUUGCUACAACAGAAAAUUACUCUAAUGUGGUUAAAUCCACAAUACACCAAAACACUUUAUUUUCUACUUUGGUAUUUUUUUAAAUUAUAUUAAACAUUGUUUUAGUAAUUUGCUGUGUUUAGGUGUAUUGUUGCAAAUUCUGUCACUGGUGUAAUUUUCUAUGAUUAAGUGUACUGUAUGAUAAAGCGAGGGACACAUUUUAAAGUGACAUAGACUGAUUGAGCGUAGGCUAGGUUUAAUAAAUGCUUUAAAAAUGUACUGUAUAGUAUGUCCAAAUAUAUGUAUCUUUUCACAGUAUGGCAGAACACCAAAAUAUGUGUUAUUUUUUCUUGGUAAUUUAUAUUUAAAUUGUUCUUUCAAUAUGAAGAAUGGUUUUUAAAAUAUAAGUAACAUAAUAUUAAUACAUCUUAUACCAUAUGAUC
Messenger RNA from Sitophilus oryzae (rice weevil), 2238 nucleotides. It is a transcript of the gene sax, whose product is annotated as activin receptor type-1. The transcript has 8 exons. Gene Ontology annotation, cellular component: plasma membrane; BMP receptor complex. Gene Ontology annotation, biological process: protein phosphorylation; BMP signaling pathway; dorsal/ventral pattern formation. NCBI's taxonomy places the organism in Eukaryota, Metazoa, Arthropoda, Insecta, Coleoptera, Curculionidae. Gene Ontology annotation, molecular function: transforming growth factor beta receptor activity, type I; ATP binding; metal ion binding. Bases 57 to 1748 code for a protein of 563 amino acids. The record is from RefSeq and is a predicted model, not a curated record.